GCGCGACGCUCGAGCCAUCGCGGCCUGCGGCGCGAGCGGGUCCGGGAGCCUGCGGUGGGAGGAGAGAGGAGGGAGCGAGUGAGGCGCGACUGGAAGGGAAGGGAGAGGAACGGAGCGGGGCUGCGGGACUAUGGAGAUCGGCACCGAGAUCAGCCGCAAGAUCCGGGGUGCUAUUAAAGGGAAGUUGCAGGAGCUGGGGGCUUAUGUUGAUGAAGAGCUCCCUGAUUAUAUUAUGGUUAUGGUUGCCAAUAAGAAGAGUCAGGAGCAGAUGACAGAAGAUCUUUCCCUUUUCCUCGGAAACAAUACUGUCAGGUUUACUGUCUGGCUUCAUGGGGUUUUGGAUAAGCUGCGAUCUGUGACUACUGAACCAACUGGUGUAAAAUCUUCAGAAUCUAAUGUCUUUGAGAGCAGCCUUCCUUCCAGCAAAAGCAAUUCCUGUGUGACUGAUGAGAGGAGGCGUGAGGAUAUCUUGCCACCUCUUGCAGUUUCCAGCACUCGGACUGAAAGAAAUGACUCCAGAGUUUCAACCAGCUCCCAGGAACAAAGGAACACUGCUUCACGGCAGUCCUGUGAAGAUGGUUCUGCAUCUCGCUUAACAUCCACAGUCAAGCCUUUGAGGGAGCUGUCACCUUCUGAAGCUGUGAUUGACAUAAAACCUGAACCAGAUGACCUCAUUGAUGAGGACCUAAACUUCGUGCAGGAGAAUCCUUUGUCACGCAAGAAACCUAUUGUAACUGUAACUUAUGGUUCUUCUCGCCCUUCUGCUGAAAUCUACCGACCACCAGCUAGCAGGAGUGCAGAUGGCAAUACACAUCUGCACAGAUUGUCACAGCAGGGCAGCUCGCAGGGAGGCCGGCAGUUAGGCACGCAGAACUGCAGGGCUUUGGAAACAGGCCAGCUGUCCAAACCAGAAGCACAUGGCAGCUUAGGAGGGAGUUACAGACCCACCUCCAAACUUAGUGCUGAUAAAGUAGGCAGUGAGGAAGAGGGCUCCAGGAAGAGACGGUUGCCUAUUGCAAGCUCAGUAGUCAGAGUUAAAAAGUUCUGUGAUGAGGAGGAAGAUGAUGAUGAUGACGACUAUGGAUUGCGAACAGGAAGCAUCUCCAGCAGUGUGUCUGUACCUGCAAAGCCAGAAAGAAGACCUUCAUUACCACCUUCAAAACAGGCCAAUAAGAAUUUAAUAUUGAAAGCAAUCUCUGAAGCACAGGAAUCGGUUACAAAAACAACCAAUUAUUCCACUGUUCCACAGAAACAGACUGUUCCAGUUGCACCAAGAGCUCGAAUUAGCCCAGAAGAAACUCACUUGGAAUUAAUCCAUUUGCAAAACAGGCUGCCUGCUCUGAGUUCUCAGCUUCCAAUGGAAGAGCCCAAGGAACAGACAGGGGAAGGAAUUCAAGGAGCUGAGCAAAAGGAGCUGUCUUCUCGGCUCCAGGUUGACCCUGUGACUGAAGAUACCUUGCAAGUGACUCCAGAUUACUAUGAUGCAGAAUCUAUGGUCCAUGCAGAUACCAGGUCUUUCAUCCUGAAGAAGCCCAAGUUAUCUGAGGAAGUAUUGCCCCAGAAUCAGCAGCUGGGCAAGAGAGCUGCAGACGCAGUCCGAGUGCUCUCGGGACGCCUGAUACAGACACGAGACCAGCUUGCACUGCCAGAGAAACCUGCUAGUCCCAAAUUCAUCGUCACACUGGAUGGUGUGCCCAGCCCACCAGGAUACCUUUCUGAUCAAGAAGAGGAAGAUAUGUGUUUAACUGAAGGAUUAAAGCCAGUGUGUGCUGGCAAAGGAUUAAAAGGCUUUCGAGCACAGCAGAUGCAACUUGUAGCCAGACAGCUAGAGGACUGUGAUGUGGAUAUGGAAGAGUUAAAUGUGCUGCAGAAGCAGGAGAAGGUGCUUGAGCGCUGCAAAUACUGGCCUGCCUGUAAAAAUGGAGAUGAAUGUGUGUACCACCACCCCACAUUACCUUGCAAAGUUUUUCCUAACUGCAGAUUUGCUGAUAAAUGCUUGUUCAUCCAUCCAAACUGUAAAUAUGAUGCAAAGUGCACUAAGCCAGACUGUCCUUACACUCAUGCCAGUCGACGAACCCCCCAUCUAUCUUCUAAGCCAGCACUACUACUCCCACCAUCUAUAUCAUCCAGCAGUCCACUGUGCAAAUUUUUUCCUGCUUGUAAGAAAAUGGAAUGUCCAUUUUACCACCCAAAACACUGUAGGUUUAAUACCCAGUGUACGAGACCAGACUGCACUUUCUACCACCCAACUAUUGCAGUACCUCCACGCCACGCCUUGAAAUGGACUCGAACUCAAACCAGUGAAUGAUUCUGGUACAGCUUGGGGCUGAACUUUGCCUCCUUUGGACAGUAGGGGAAAGGAAGAUUAACCACCAGGAUGUUAGAAAAAGUCAUGUAUUUUGAACUUUUAAUAUACAUUGUUUUCAUAAAAUAAGGUUGACUGCAUAUUUGAAAUGUGUUGAAUUUUCCAAGUUUGUAAGUUUGAGCAAUUUUACAUUUUUUUUACACUGUAAGAAGAAAAAUGUAUGUGUAAGAAAACUUCCUUUAAAUUCCAUUAAAAACUUUCCAGGCA
Molecule: messenger RNA, 2572 nt
Organism: Calypte anna (Anna's hummingbird)
Lineage: Eukaryota; Metazoa; Chordata; Aves; Apodiformes; Trochilidae
Gene: ZC3H14
Product: zinc finger CCCH-type containing 14
Exons: 17
Coding region: 131-2308 (725 amino acids)
Biological process (GO): regulation of mRNA stability
Cellular component (GO): nucleus; cytoplasm
Molecular function (GO): metal ion binding; poly(A) binding
Source: RefSeq, a predicted model, not a curated record